AUGGAGUCUUUGGAAGAUACUCAGACCAAGGAUUCCAGGAUUUCAGGUUUCGGAGAGAAUGAUCCCUCUACUUGGAGUAUAGCUACCUCGAAAGGAGAGAAGUGGGGGAGAACUAGUAAGCAAAAAGUUAGAGGCCUUAAAGGGUCAAAGAAAAAGGAGUUUUGGAAUAGGGUAAACCCUAGUUUGGAUAGUGGUGCUGGUCCGAGUUCUGGUGUAGGUAGAUCAAAAUGUUUGAGCUGUGGAAGGCAGCAUAGGGGAGUCUGUCUUGCAGGGACAACAACAUGUUUCAGGUGUGGUCAGGAGGGGCACAUGGUUCGUGAGUGUCCUACUGCGCCUUGGAUGGCUCAAUCCCAGCAGACUUUUGCAGGUAGAGCAGCUCAGGUCAGUAGACAAGGAAGAGAGGCAAACACAUCUGACACGGAGGUGCCAGGGUACGUGUGA
This is a messenger RNA of Manihot esculenta (cassava), 441 nucleotides long. Its product is annotated as DNA-binding protein HEXBP-like. The record is from RefSeq and is a predicted model, not a curated record. Lineage: Eukaryota; Viridiplantae; Streptophyta; Magnoliopsida; Malpighiales; Euphorbiaceae. Bases 1 to 441 code for a protein of 146 amino acids. Gene Ontology annotation, molecular function: zinc ion binding; nucleic acid binding. The transcript has 2 exons.